Molecule: messenger RNA, 437 nt
Organism: Triticum urartu
Lineage: Eukaryota; Viridiplantae; Streptophyta; Magnoliopsida; Poales; Poaceae
Source: RefSeq, a predicted model, not a curated record
CCCCGCGGCCAUAGAUCCAUCCAUCCCCAUUUCACAGCAUGUAUUCCAGAGCAACAGCAGUUUCCAUCAUAUCCGAGUGUUGAUCUAUCGGUACUUCGGUAGCCAAUGGCGGACAUAGCGAUGCUGGUGGCCGAUGAGGCGUUCGAGAAGAGGCUGCAGCGAGGGGCGCCCUUCGCCGGCGCCGGCGAUGAGGCGUCCAAGGGCAGGGAGAACUUCCGGGCCGUGACCAAGGUGUGUGGCUCAUGGGCGUCGGGGGUCAAGGUGCGCGUCGCGCUGCUCGUCAAGGCCGACCUGGUGGCCGAGCCCAAGACCCCGGUCGCCAUGGCAGCCUUCGACGGCUUCUUCUCUGCUUAAUUAGUCAUCUUUUUCUUUCUGAAAUGGAGUUAAUUUCGAAGAGUUUUACCUGUAUCUCCCCCCCCCCCCCCCCCCCCCCCCCC